Messenger RNA from Amaranthus tricolor (Joseph's coat), 1919 nucleotides. RefSeq names its product beta-1,3-galactosyltransferase 7. The coding region runs from base 284 to 1471 and encodes 395 amino acids. The transcript is spliced from 11 exons. Gene Ontology annotation, cellular component: Golgi membrane. Gene Ontology annotation, molecular function: beta-1,3-galactosyltransferase activity. NCBI's taxonomy places the organism in Eukaryota, Viridiplantae, Streptophyta, Magnoliopsida, Caryophyllales, Amaranthaceae. The record is from RefSeq and is a predicted model, not a curated record.
CACGCACAGAGCAAUUGAGCUAAAAACUCACAAAGACGCAAUUCAACAUAAUUCUACUACUAGUCAUAUUUGCUGGAAAAUUAGCUCAUUUGACCAAUAAACGUGUCUAAAUUGAUCAGCUGCAUAAACACAUCUACCCAGUUUUUCUCUACAAGAUAUUCCACCCAGCUCAAUUCUCAAAUUAACUCCAUUGACAAUUUUGACAACUUCCAUGCCAAACUUUUUGACACAAAAAACCCCAUUAAGUAAAACUUUAUUUGCAUUUUAAAGUAUUUGUAACAAAAUGAUGAAGAGUCGGAGUACUGGAAAAAUUUCCACAAAAUGGAUCCCAAUUUUCUGUGUUUGUUUCUUCUUCAUUGGCAUGCUUUUCACUAACAGGUUGUGGGAACCACCAGAAUCUGGGAGCAAGUUGAUUUCAAGUCAUCAGCAAAAUGAAGAGCUUAAAGUGAUUUGUGAGGACUGUGGGACUAAAAAGAAACUUAGUGAUGAUAAAGAUGUAAUGGAUGAAGUACAGAAAACCCAUGAUGCAAUCAAGUCAUUGGAUAAGUCUGUAUCAAUGCUUCAAAUGGAACUGGCUGCUUCAAGAAGUUCUAAAGAGCUCCUUAACCCUAAGGAAUCUUCUGGGACCAUUACUCAAAAUGUACCACCAAAGAAAAAGGUGUUUGUGGUAAUUGGAAUUAACACUGCUUUUAGUAGUAGGAAACGCCGUGAUUCAGUAAGGGAGACAUGGAUGCCCCAAGGAGAAAAAUUGAAAAAAUUGGAAGAAGAUAAGGGAGUUAUAAUUCGAUUUACAAUUGGUCACAGUGCUACAUCUAAUAGCAUUCUCGAUCGAGCUAUUGACUCAGAGGAGGCUCAGCAUCAUGACUUUCUCAGGCUGGAGCAUAUUGAAGGAUAUCAUGAAUUGUCCGCGAAAACCAAGAUAUUCUUUUCCACCGCUGUUGCGAAGUGGGAUGCUGACUUCUAUGUCAAGGUGGAUGAUGAUGUUCACGUCAAUCUAGGUGUUUUGGCUUCAACUCUAGCUCAUUAUCGAUCAAAACCAAGAGUUUAUAUUGGAUGUAUGAAAUCUGGUCUCGUUCUGGCUCAAAAGAAUGUAAAAUACCAUGAACCGGAAUUCUGGAAAUUUGGGGAAGAUGGAAACAAGUAUUUCCGCCACGCUACUGGGCAAAUUUAUGCCAUCUCGAAGGAUUUGGCAACUUAUAUUUCUAUAAAUCAACCUAUACUUCACAAAUAUGCAAACGAAGAUGUAUCGCUUGGUUCCUGGUUUAUUGGCCUUGAUGUGGAGCAUGUUGAUGAGCGCAGCAUGUGCUGUGGAACUCCUCCAGACUGUGAAUGGAAGGCACAGGCAGGUAAUGCUUGUGUAGCAUCAUUUGAUUGGAGCUGCAGUGGAAUUUGCCAAUCAGUCAAUAAAAUGAAAUCUGUCCACGAAAAAUGUGGUGAGGGCGAUGAUGGAAUAUGGGGUGUAUUGUUAUGAUUUAAGUCUAACUACUUAAUCGAAGGCUAAAAUUACCGCUCUAGAGUUAUGAGAAAUGGAUCGCACUGCACGAAUCAGAGACGAGACAAUUUGUUAUGCAGGAACGAUGCUUGACUUAGGGAUUUGUUCGCCAUAUACAACAAGAGAACUGAUGAGAUACAGAUUGCUCAUACGAUACUUACCCGCAUAUCUUUAGGACGUGUAUGUAGGAUUUGUAGCACAUGUAAUUGCUGACAUGUAUUUUCUUCAGGAUCAGUUCAUACAAAUUUUGGGAUUAUGUAUAGAAGGGGGUGUGCUUUAGGAUGUGAUUUUUUCUGGUUUGUUUUCAUUUUGUUAUUCUUUCGAGGCGCCCCACAUAGGCAUAACAUGUCUGUUUUCUUGAUGCUGUAAGGUUACCCUGUGUUGUAAUUGAAUUAUUAAUGAGAUUUUCUAAUCUAACUUAUUCUCA